AUGUCUGAUAGUCAAAGAAACUGUCCACACCCUCCAGACCCAGCGUCUUCUACCUGGACCUGUUGGUGUCACUCAAUCGGAGAGUAUGGGAUGGUCAGUAAGGUGCCAAAGGAAUGGCAAGAAAGGCGGAGGCCUGGUAAUGAAAGAUUCAAAGUGAAGCUAUCUCCCAUGAUGGCCCGCACCUUCUCAGGGCUGUUCUUCACCUGCCUGAUGCUCCCAGGUCUGAUCCAAGGCCAACAGGAUGCUGCUGAUGCCCCUUCUGCUAGGAGCUCCUGCCCUGAGGGCUUUGCCUUCCAUGGUUCCCACUGCUAUGGCUUAUUGGGAUUAAUUAAUAAUGAGACCUGGAACAGUGCAGAGUUACUGUGCCAGGCCCACCCAUCAGGCCACCUGGUUUCCCUGCUCAAUAAUGCUGAGGCUAACUUUGUGGCCACUAUGAUCAAAGAGUAUCCAGGUGUCCAGUGCCCCAUCUGGAUUGGCCUGCAUGACCCCAACAAGAACCGCAGAUGGCGAUGGAGCAGCAAUGCCCUUUUUCUCUACCAAGCUUGGGAGUCUGGCUUCCCAAGUGGAACCAACCCCAACUAUUGUGUGAGCUUGAGUUUUGAGUCAGGAUUCCACAGUUGGAGAGAUGAACCUUGUGAGAAGAAAUACCCUUAUGUCUGCAAAUUCAAGGCCUAA
Molecule: messenger RNA, 675 nt
Organism: Gracilinanus agilis (Agile Gracile Mouse Opossum)
Lineage: Eukaryota; Metazoa; Chordata; Mammalia; Didelphimorphia; Didelphidae
Product: lithostathine-like
Exons: 6
Coding region: 1-675 (224 amino acids)
Biological process (GO): antimicrobial humoral immune response mediated by antimicrobial peptide; response to peptide hormone; venom-mediated disruption of cell wall in another organism
Molecular function (GO): oligosaccharide binding; peptidoglycan binding; signaling receptor activity
Source: RefSeq, a predicted model, not a curated record